This is a messenger RNA of Colletotrichum navitas, 2973 nucleotides long. Its product is annotated as WD domain-containing protein. The coding region runs from base 197 to 2800 and encodes 867 amino acids. The transcript is spliced from 4 exons. Gene Ontology annotation, molecular function: protein binding. The record is from RefSeq and is a predicted model, not a curated record. NCBI's taxonomy places the organism in Eukaryota, Fungi, Ascomycota, Sordariomycetes, Glomerellales, Glomerellaceae.
CUCCCAUCAUCGACAACAAAGGCGCAAUCAGCUGCACCAGCAGACCGAGUCGAGAGAAGCCAAACCCGACAGCUCGACAUCACUUAUCGACAUCUCCUUUUCGUUGUCGUCGUCGUCGGACUCUCGCAUCCCCGCCUCCCGUAUCUGACCGCAGUGCUGAGCUCCUUGCCGGGGACCAGUCCCCCCUCGCGCACGUAUGAGCUGGCAGGUGGCUUCGGGCAUGGGGUCGAACGUUGGCAACGGCAUGGGCGGGCCUGGUGGAAACGAGAUGGGCGGUGCGAUGCAGGGCAACGGCGGCAACCAGCCUCAUGCGACUGAAUACACACUGCAGGGUGUUAUGCGCUUCCUCCAAACCGAAUGGCACCGUCACGAGCGGGACAGGAAUGCUUGGGAGAUUGAGCGCCAGGAGAUGAAGGCCAGGAUAGCCUCCCUCGAAGGUCAGGCGAGAAGGUCCGAUGCGACGCAGAAGGCCCUCAAGAAAUACGUCGCCAUCCUUGAGAAAAAGGUCAAGGACCAGGCUGCACAGCUCAAGGGGGGGGGCAAGGCAGGCGGCCAGACAACGAAACCAGAGAAGGAUAGAGCUGCCUUGAUUCAGGAGAAGCUUCAUUCUUCCAAGAAACCUUCCGACGCCGAUCCUAACGAGCUCGAGGUUGAGAAGGGCGACGACGAAGCGCAACGUGCCGACCUCAAGUCUUUCUUGGACCAGUGCCAAGCCGAGUUCACCUACCUGAUGAUCACGCCCGCAAACCCCUUGCCUCCCCGAGAAUCACCCCCGCUCCCGAUACUUGAAGAUUUGCGCGAGGGUGAGCCUUUCGGCGUUCAAGGCGGCAAGGCGUUCCAGGAACCGCCCUUUUCCUUCGCAUCCUCCUCUCUGGUGCCACAGAACCACGUCCGCGAAGCCAAUCGGCCUCCUCCUGCUCCGAACCACGCGCCUCCGAUGCAACGAAGUCAGCCGACCAGUUUUCCUGUGAAGCCAACUGAGCAGCAGCAGCAGCAACAGCAACAGCAACAACAACAACAACAGCAGCAGCAGCAGCAGCAGCAGCAGCAGCAACAACAGCAACAGCAAUCUAUGCCGUCCUCGAACCCUGAAUCCGCGCCACCUGUCAUGUAUGCUGCCGGCACAGAGUGGCCUCAGCCCAUGUCGGUUACUGCCCGCAUGCUCGACGAUAACAUGCAGCAGCGUCCGACUCAUACUGUGGAAUCUAUUAGCAGCGUGGAGCCGACAGAUGAGCCCCAGCCCAGUCGCCCUGCCCCUGAGUCUGAUGGAUGGGAUUUUCCCGAGGGAGCGUUCCCGGAAUCCAACACAUCGCAACCUCUGCAGCAACUCACAAACCGACCUGACACCGAUGCCUUUCCAGCCGCAGACAACCUCCCCAAGUCACCCAACCGUGGACCAAGUUCUAAUCGCCGCAAAGGAUCAAUGUCGCGAAGACGCAGCGCAGACCAUGAGCUGUCGCUAAACGCGGCUACUCAGAAAGCCGAGACGGGCAACUUUAAGCUGCGGUUUGGACUGCGAGGUCACCUGGAUACGGUACGGACUGUAAUCUUCUCGGGCGGCGGCAGUCCUGGAGAACCCGAGAUCUGCACCGCUGGCGACGAUGGCAUGAUCAAGCGCUUUCACAUUCCUCGUAUCGACAGUCACGGUCAGACCAACGCCGCAUCGGACCUUGACGUAACAGCCAACUUCUCUCACCGUGGCCACGCUGGGGCAGUGCUUUGCUUGACUUCUUGGUCGCCGUCUCCUAGCUUUAGCACUGGUGGCCGUGCCCAAGGCGAUGGUUGGAUAUUCUCUGGUGGUCAGGACGCGACUAUCAGGGUCUGGGAACGUGGCAGAGUUGAUCCGAAAGCCACGCUCGAGGGCCACACCGACGCCGUCUGGGCAUUGUGCGUGCUGCCGACCACUCUUGGCGCCGUCUUUGGCCAGAAUAGUCAAUAUGGAGGCCCCGAUCGCAUCUUGCUUGUCUCCGGUGCCGCCGAUGGAUCCGUCCGUCUAUGGGCCGUCAGCGCACCACCCCAGCUGACCUCUCCUCAACCAGGCACAAACAGAGCUGGUCCAUCAGGCAGCCGGGGCCGCGUCCGUGGCAACUCGAUGAGCUCGGGAAGUGCUUUCUUAAGCAACCCGCAACCCAGCAUGGCAUCCAACUCGCCCUUUAACCACACUUUGGUCCACAACAUCAAGAGGCCCGAGGGCAUCGAUGCCAGCCCUACGUGCAUCACCCCUCUCAGCCCUAGCGGCGGAACCUUUGUCGUCUCUUACUCGGAUGCAUCCAUUCUCGUCUACGACACUAGGUCAGGUGAACAGAUCGGGACAAUGGAUAGCUCGGAGACAUACGAUGGCUCAAUCAACACAAGCGUCAACGCUGUUGUUGCGACGACUGUCGGACUGGAGCAGUCUCAAAGUGGCCUAUCUGAAGAGGACAGUAGUGCUGGUGGCGGACCGACGGGCGGAGGUAGGUCCAUGGCAGGGUCCGGCGUCGAAGGCGUCAUCAUUUCCGGACACGAGGAUCGGUUCGUGCGGUUCUUUGAUGCCAAUAGCGGGCAAUGUACAUACAAUAUGCUAGCCCACCCGGCAUCGAUUUCGAGCCUUUCCCUCAGUCCAGAAGGCCGCGAGCUCGUUAGCGCAGGCCACGAUGCAUCACUGCGGUUCUGGAGUCUCGAGAAACGGUCCUGCACGCAGGAAAUUACGAGCCACCGUAUCAUGCGCGGCGAGGGCGUGUGCUCUGUCGUCUGGAGCCAAGACGGCAAGUGGGUUGUCAGUGGCGGCGGUGACGGCGUGGUGAAGGUCUUUGCGCGGUAGAUGGGGGCAUCGUGUAUGUCCUCGUUGAAGAGAAGCGACGAAGAGAGCGGAUAUACAAUAACAACGACAGCAUAGCGUCUGAUGAAAUGGCGUCGUCUUUGGGCCAUUGCUUGCUCUGGACGAACGUUCUGAUAGUAACUCUAGCUUGGUUGCCGGGGCAUGAGAUGAAGAAA